Schizophyllum commune H4-8 is the source of this 2340-nucleotide messenger RNA. RefSeq names its product S-adenosyl-L-methionine-dependent methyltransferase. The record is from RefSeq and is a predicted model, not a curated record. The transcript has 12 exons. Lineage: Eukaryota; Fungi; Basidiomycota; Agaricomycetes; Agaricales; Schizophyllaceae. Gene Ontology annotation, molecular function: tRNA binding; tRNA (cytidine-N5)-methyltransferase activity. Bases 1 to 2340 code for a protein of 779 amino acids. Gene Ontology annotation, biological process: tRNA methylation. Gene Ontology annotation, cellular component: cytoplasm; nucleus.
AUGAAGAACGACAACAUGUUCGCGUACUACAAGGCGCAGAAGCUGUUCGGGGAGAACACAGAGACGGAGUGGGACAACUUUAUCAAUGCUUUCAGGCAGCCGCUGCCAGUCACCUUCAGGGUGACAGGGAACCGAUCAACUGCGCGUACCCUGAAUGAGACCAUCGUUCACAAGCAUGUCCCCAACCUCCAGAACGUCGUCUUCGAGGACAAGCCCAUUCCCCCUCCUGAACAAAUCCCCUGGUUCCCCGAGGGUCUCUCAUGGCAAGUAAAUGUGCCGAAGAAGGUGCUUCGCAAGCAAGAAGAGUUCCGCAAGUUCCACUCCUUCCUCGUUGGCGAGACCGAAGUCGGCAACAUCUCGCGUCAAGAAGCCGUGUCUAUGCUGCCUCCACUCUUCCUCGAUGUCAAGCCUUGGCAUCGGGUAAUUGACUUGUGCGCUGCACCAGGCUCGAAGACCGCCCAACUGCUCGAGAUGCUCCACUCCGCCCCCGACCCGAACGCCGAGGACGACCUUCUCCCCCUCCCCUCCGGACUCCUGCUCGCGAACGACUCUGACGCCAAGCGCACGCACCUCCUGAUCCACCAAAGUGCCCGCCUACCCAGCCCGGCGCUCAUGGUGACGAACCUCGACGCAAGCCGCUAUCCCGGCAUCCGCGUACCCGCCUGGGUCCUCCAGAAGGGCGAACAGGCAGGGCCCAAGGAUGAGAAGCUCCGCCGACUUACGUUCGACCGCAUCCUGGCCGAUGUUCCCUGUUCUGGUGAUGGCACGCUGCGCAAGAAUUUGGGUAUAUGGAAGACGUGGACGGUGGCGGACGGGAAUGGACUGCAUAGCCUCCAACUGCGCAUCUUGACCCGCGCGAUGCAGAUGCUUUCGUCGGAAUCUGGCUCGCGCAUCGUGUACUCAACGUGCUCGCUCAACCCGACAGAGAACGAAGCCGUCAUCGCGGAGGCUCUGGCUGCUAUCAGAGACUUUGAACUCGUCGAUGCAUCGACGCAUUUGCCCGCUUUGAAGCGUAGACCCGGCCUCAAGACCUGGAUCUGUGGCGAGAACGUCCCCACCGGCCUCGGCAAAGGCAACAGAGAACUCAAGCUCUUCAACACCUGGGACGAGUAUAAGGCCUUUGUGGAUCCUCCUCAGGAUGCUGCAGCUUCUGCAAAGGAACCCGCCAAUACUGACUCUACCGCAACUGCCCCGAAGCCCCCGCGGUUCAAGCAAACACUGACACCGGGUCACUUCCCACCUUCCGAGGACUUUCACCUCGAGCGCUGCGUGCGGAUAUAUCCCCACUUGCAGGAUACGGGCGGCUUCUUCGUUGCUGUUCUCGAGCGCAAGGCAGGCGCUUCUGCUUCUGCGCCUGAUCCCGAGCUCGACCUGGAAGACGGCGACGAGGAGAUGCAGGUGGAUGCUCCGGCUGCGGAGAGCAUCACACCUGCAGAGAUUAGCACCCCCGCGGAGACGGCAGGUGCGAAGCGACCGGCGUCGACAGAGCCAGACGUCGAUACGAAGGAAGCCAAACGUCUCAAGGUCGAUGACGCUCCCUCGACCAGCGCAGCGAAACCGGAGGCUCGUCCACCCAAAAAGCAGAAGGAGCUCAAGGACGAUCCGACGUACAAGGAGAGUCCUUACACUUUCCUCCGCGAAGACGACCCGACGUUGACUGCGUGCCUUGCGAACUUGCGAUUGCUCCCCACCUUCCCUCGAGGCAACGUCCUCAUCCGCGCACCGCAACCUCCCUCAGAUAUCCUCGCCUCCGACGGCAAGCCCUCCAUCCGCACCAUGUACCUCGCCAACGAACUCACGCGGGAAGUCAUCCUGCACAACGACCAUCGCAGGUUACGCUUGAUGAACGGUGGGACCAAGGUCUUCGAGAGGCAAGGUGGCAACUACGUCUCGAAGGACGACGUCCAAUUCCGCAUCCUCGGCGAGGGUCUGCCCAUCGUGCUGCCCUUUGUCGACCCGUCGACAAUCGUUGUGGGCAACCUCGCGACCUUGAAGGCGCUCUUGAUUGCGUACUUUCCGCGUUGCGACCACCUACAAGAGCCUUUCAAGAGCAUGAUCGAGGCGCAAACACCUGGUAGCCAUGUAAUGCGGAUACCGCCUGAAGAGUGGGAAGGAGUGAGCCUCUUGCAUGAGCUUGUGCUUCCCAUUUGGAAGUCCGAGGCGUCUGUUGCCCUCAUGAUCGACAAGAAGGCCAAGUCCGCAAUGAGCCUCCGCCUGUUCCAUGCCGACAUCACGCCCGCUAAGCAAGCACCAAAACCAAAGGAGGCUGAAGAUGCUCCUUCCACCAAGGAGGAAGACGCCGCCGUCAUAGCGGAGCCAGAACCAGCCGACGCUGCUUAG